Messenger RNA from Linnemannia hyalina, 1953 nucleotides. NCBI's taxonomy places the organism in Eukaryota, Fungi, Mortierellomycota, Mortierellomycetes, Mortierellales, Mortierellaceae. The record is from the annotation of a GenBank genome assembly.
AUGAGUCGUCCCGAAUAUCUUGGGAACCUCAAACACCUCCCACCAACCGUGGAUACAAAAAGUUACUUUCUCGAGACAGCGGUUGCGGAAUGGGAUCUGGCGGGGUUUCUCCUCUCGGGUCAGAACAAGGAUAUAUUUCUGAGAGGACUUCAAGGACUGGUUGAUAUCAAAGCUAUCAGCAGAGAUGUGCGGUCGUUCGCUAAAGCGCUAAGAGUGUUUUACUCUGUGGAACAAAACGUCAUUAUCGCCAUGAACCGUGCCCAGGAGUUACUAAACCGACGUGCACUGAAAGGCUUCGAGCAUCGUGUUGUCCAGAAUGAACUCCAGACUAGCCUCAUCAAUGUUUUGAACAACCUGCCUGAUCCGCUUGCAGAGAAUGGUGUCGCGUCGAGCUCAUCUACACGGACCUCGUCGUCAGGGCUGACCAGAAAGCGAUCCGCUGCUCGAACGCCACAGCCCUCAAACAAGAAGAGGAAUGACGUCGAAGGAGGUUUGGACAGCGAUGAGACUGCUGUGGAGGGACUGAAAGCUACCAAGGGUAUGGGGGACAAGGCAGUCGCGGGCAACAAUCACGAUGACGAAGAUGAAGAGGAUGGCGGGGGCGAAGAGACCGUCGAAGGCUUGAUUCAUGAGUCUCAAGAAUUAGAGAAGUCCGAACUAGCAGCACAAAAAGGAGAAGUACUGGAGAAAGUUUCAUCUGGACACAGCUUAACACUGGAGGACUUGUCCCCUUGCCGCAGGUCAGCCUCGAUAGGUGGCGACGACGAUUACCCUCAAGGCAUCACGCCACCUAUCUAUUCUCCUCGGGACUUGCUUGGAUCGGAUCUCCCGUCCAGUGAUCCUGCAGAUAUGAGCUUUGUGGAUCAAGGGGAUAUCAAUUUGUCAACGUCCAGAUGGCUUACCUGGAACUUUUUAGAGGGUCCUGGAAGGGUGGACUCGGACGUGGAAAGCCAUUGGGUGUAUAAUGGGAUUGAGGUCGGUUAUGACCUAAUGGCAUGCAGGAACCGGAUUGUCGGAAACAACGGCGGCCUUACUGAGCCAUAUGAGAAGUUGGCCGUCAAUUUUGUCUUCCUCGUCGGAGCAGAAUAUCAAACUGGCGGUUUGCAAGGAGAGAUCGAGGACCAGACCUGGGAUUCCCUUUGUGAUGCUGUUAGGGACCCUGUGCUGCCACUCUCGGAUGAGGCUGCCAUCGAGGCUCUUCGAUGGGCGCAUCGACUGGCACAUAACAAAUCUGAAGGGUUCGCGCAGCUGUUGGAUGACUCCCCGCCGCAGAACCUUACUCUCAAGUCUAUCUUGACAAAGAUGUCAGACACUACACAACUCUGGAACACCCAAAGGCGCAAUGAAGAUACAUACUUGAAAUGUCAGCUGGGACCCUUCCUCGACACGUACUUUGGCAAGCUGCGACAUACAAAGAGUGACUGGACUCCGACACAAGACGACACCAAAGGUUCCGAGUCAAAUCUGCUAAUCCCUGACUAUUCAACCACGACACAGGUUGGAAAGCAGCAAGUCUCCAUCGUGUUGUUGGAGGGCAAAAUCGCCAAGAACUCAGGGCUUUCUCAGAUUUGGGAUGAUCUAACCAAACUGGGACAGGAAAUGAAGGCGGCGUUGGACUCAAUUCUGAAGUUGCAGCCUGAAGAUGACGUUUGCGUCAUUGGUAUACUCGUCCGUGAACCGCUGGCGGAGUUUUAUACAAUGCGAAUCCAUGCCGAGGCUACGUAUGUCAUGCAUAGGUUUGCGGCCACAUACAUUGCCUCUGAGGCGAUCAACGUGUUCCCACUUGUCCACCUGAUGGAGGUCUUCGAGCAUGCCAAGGUGAAGGUUGAACAGACUGUCGAUCAGAUCCGUCGGGUGAAGGUCCAUGCAAGCCCAAACCCCAAAGUGCCGCUGUCGUGGCUCCGACCCUCAUUCAAGAAGCCAAAGCUUUAUCGGAUUGUCGAUGGACAGUGA